Molecule: messenger RNA, 1239 nt
Organism: Vicia faba (fava bean)
Lineage: Eukaryota; Viridiplantae; Streptophyta; Magnoliopsida; Fabales; Fabaceae
Source: the annotation of a GenBank genome assembly
AUGCUAAAUUUUUCUAGGGCCAGAAGUCAGCCAAGGGCAGCUAGAUCCAUGUCAUUAGGAGGUAUGGAUUAUGUGGAUCCAAAACGGAAAGGGAAUUUUAUCGGGAAGGUUUGUCUUGUUGCAGCAUUAACCACAUUGUGCAUUUUGGUGAUCAAGAAAUCUCCGUCCUUCACUUCUCCCAGUCUGUUUUCUAUCCAUGAACCUGGGGUGACCCAUGUUUUAGUGACAGGAGGUGCAGGCUAUAUCGGUUCACAUGCUACCUUACGACUCCUGACGGAUUCUUAUCGAGUCACCAUUGUGGAUAAUCUUUCACGUGGAAAUUUGGGCGCCGUCAGGGUUCUUCAAAGGUUAUUUCCAGAACCUGGAAGGCUUCAGUUUAUACAUGCUGACUUGGGAGACGCGAAAUCUGUUGAUAAAAUAUUUUCAGAGAAUAAGUUUGAUGCCGUGAUGCACUUUGCAGCUGUUGCAUAUGUGGGAGAAAGCACACUUUACCCUCUUAAGUAUUAUCACAAUAUUACGUCAAAUACCUUGGUGGUGUUGGAGGCUAUGGCUAAAUAUAAUGUGAAGACAUUCAUAUAUUCAAGUACAUGUGCAACAUAUGGAGAACCUGAUAAGAUGCCCAUUACAGAAGUAACAGAACAGAAACCGAUCAAUCCAUAUGGAAAAGCCAAGAAGAUGGCAGAAGAUAUCAUUCUUGAUUUUUCUAAAAAUUCCAAGAUGGCAGUAAUGAUUCUAAGAUACUUCAAUGUGAUUGGAUCAGACCCUGAAGGGAGAUUAGGCGAGGCCCCUAGACCCGAACUUCGAGAACAUGGUCGAAUUUCAGGUGCAUGCUUUGAUGCAGCUCGCGGUAUCACACCUGGCUUGAAGGUUACAGGAACAGAUUAUAAAACACCCGACGGUACAUGCAUUCGAGAUUAUAUUGAUGUAACCGAUCUUGUUGAUGCUCACGUCAAAGCUCUUCAAAGGGCAACCCCCCGUAAAGUUGGGAUCUACAAUGUUGGCACUGGAAAAGGCAGGUCAGUUAAGGAGUUUGUGAGUGCUUGUAAAAAGGCUACAGGCGUCGACAUCAAAGUAGAUUUCCUUCCGAGACGGCCCGGCGAUUAUGCCGAGGUGUACAGCGACCCUACCAAGAUCAGGCUCGAACUGAAUUGGACAGCGCAACACACUGACCUUGAAAAGAGCAUACAAGUUGCAUGGAAAUGGCAGAAAUCUCGCCCUAACGGUUACGGAAGUUCUUAG